Gadus macrocephalus (Pacific cod) is the source of this 2673-nucleotide messenger RNA. RefSeq names its product creatine kinase U-type, mitochondrial-like. The record is from RefSeq and is a predicted model, not a curated record. Gene Ontology annotation, biological process: phosphocreatine biosynthetic process. Gene Ontology annotation, cellular component: mitochondrion. Gene Ontology annotation, molecular function: creatine kinase activity. Lineage: Eukaryota; Metazoa; Chordata; Actinopteri; Gadiformes; Gadidae. The coding region runs from base 197 to 1444 and encodes 415 amino acids. The transcript has 9 exons.
GUGUGUUGCGAGCGUCCUUCGGCAUUCACAUCACGCGCGCCUCCUCCAGCCUUUCUCAGAUUCAUUCCAUAAGAAGAGUCACACACCAUAGAGCAUCACACACACCAUAGAGCAAUAUACACACACAGAGACACCAAAGAGGCUAGCAUUGACCUGUAGGCUUUCUCAUUCUUGGGCUUUGCAAACGGAGGGCAAGAUGGCAAGCAACUUCUACCGAAUCCUGUCGUCCAAACGCAAUGUUGGCAUCCUGUCCUUGGUCGGUGCUGGAUCUAUAACCGGGGCCGUUUUGCUCCGCCGGGAACAUGUCACCGCCAGUGCGCACGUACGAAGAACGUACCCAGCCAGUGCCGAGUACCCGGACCUCCGCCAGCACAACAAUUGCAUGGCCAGUCACCUGACGCCGGCCAUCUACGCCAAGCUGUGUGAUAAGUCCACUCCCAACGGCUACACCCUGGACCAGGCCAUCCAGACCGGGGUGGACAACCCAGGCCACCCCUUCAUCAAGACCGUGGGCAUGGUGGCCGGAGACGAGGAGACCUAUGAGGUAUUUGCUGACCUGUUGGAUCCCAUCAUCAGAGAGAGGCACAAUGGCUACGACUGUCGUACAAUGACCCACCCGACCGACCUGGACUCAAGCAAGCUCCAUUCGGGCCGGUUUGACGAGCGCUACGUGCUGUCGUCCCGCGUGCGGACGGGCCGCAGCAUCCGGGGGCUGAGCCUGCCCCCCGCCUGCACCCGGGCCGAGCGGCGGGAGGUGGAGCGGGUGACGGUAGACGCCCUGGCCGGCCUCAGCGGGGACCUGGCCGGGAAGUACUACAGCCUCACCCAGAUGACGGACGCGGAGCAGCAGCAGCUCAUCGACGAUCACUUCCUGUUUGACAAGCCCGUGUCCCCCCUGCUGACCUGCGCGGGAAUGGCGCGCGAUUGGCCAGAUGCCCGUGGGAUCUGGCACAACAACGAGAAGACGUUCCUGGUGUGGAUCAAUGAGGAGGAUCACACUAGGGUCAUCUCCAUGGAGAAGGGAGGGAACAUGAAGAGGGUGUUUGAUAGAUUCUGCAGGGGCCUCAAAGAGGUGGAGAGGAUGAUCCAGGAGAAGGGCUGGGAGUUCAUGUGGAACGAGAAGCUGGGCUACAUCCUCACCUGCCCCUCCAACCUGGGCACCGGGCUCCGCGCUGGGGUCCACGUCAACCUACCACGGCUCAGCAAGGAUCCUCGCUUUAGCAAAAUCCUGGACAACCUGCGUCUGCAGAAGCGUGGGACAGGAGGAGUGGACACCGCUGCAGUGGGGAGCACCUUCGACAUCUCCAACCUGGACAGACUGGGACAGUCUGAGGUCCAGCUGGUGCAGACAGUAGUUGAUGGGGUCAACUACUUAAUCGAGUGUGAGAAGAAACUGGAGAAGGGCCAAGAUAUCAAAGUGCCUGCACCACCCAAAGGGAACUAGACCCCCCCCCCCUCCUUCUCCCCUUCCCCAAACAACCCCUCCCCAUAACCCCCCCCCCCUUCCCCAAACAACCCCUCCCCAUAACCCCCCCCCCCUUCCCCAAACAACCCCUCCCCAUAACCCCCCUGGGCCGGACACAUACAUGCACAGAUGCUCCCGGUUUGCGCCCAUAGAUAUUCCACCAUGCCUGCAGCAGUCAUGGUGUCUACCUAUAUUCCUGGCUGAUAUCUGCAUUGUACACCCCUCUGUAAUAUAAUCUAGAUUAUGUUAUAUCUAAAUAUAUAUACAGUCUAUCAUUAUAUAUAUAGUGUAUUAUUAAUAUACAGCCAUGCUUCCAACGGAGCGCACCAGACUACUUUUGUCUUGGCAACCAUUCAUACAUUCAGAAUCAGCUUUGUGUGCCCCCCCCAGUUGCCUAUAAUCUCUCCUCAAGCAUGAUCUAUACUUUGUGUGUUAUUCAAUGCCCGGUAUUAACUGGACAUUCUUAACUUAAAUCUGAAGACAUCUAUAACAUUGUGAUUGUAUAGUUAAAGCUGCUGUAGGUACGAUUUGACCGUUCUUUAAAGAGAGAGGGCAGGGUACAAUGACAAUUAGGGCAUUUAGCAGACGCUUUUAUCCAAAGCGACUUACAUCGGUUAAUACACACAUUGACACACCGACGGCAGAGUCAACCAUGCAAGGCGACAGCCAGCUCGUCAGGAAUGUGUUGUGUUGCAGACAUGCUUGCAGUUCACUGGCAAGAUGGAUUCCAUCUCGCAGGGAAGAGAGGCAGGCAUGGAGCCAACCAGAACAGAUAUUCUCACAAUGCACUUAACUCAGUGACAGCUGACAGAUGGCGAUGGCAUUUCUUACAAAUUACACUCAAAUUAGAGCUCUUGAAUCUUACCUAUAGCACCUUUAAACCAUUUGUUCGCUGAUCUCCAUUGUGUGGAGUGUGUGUGUGUGUGUUUUUUGUUACCAUCCUAGGUCGAUCUGGACUGAGCGACCACUAAGACUCAGGGUCAACCGGGAGGUUUAGCAAUGCUCUAACAACAACAAUAACAACAUUAACAUUGACAACAACAACAACAACAACAACUGGGUCUUAAAAAGUAGUCAUUUUAAAACAAAUGAAGUCAAGCUUACUGGGUUGGACUCACUAUAUGCUAAGGAAGCAAUAUCAUUUCACCUCAACCAUUGAAUGUCUUAAUGUAGCCUGUUUUAUUAAAGAAACCAUCUAUUUAGCAGUA